Geosmithia morbida is the source of this 444-nucleotide messenger RNA. Its product is annotated as DNA-directed RNA polymerases I, II, and III subunit RPABC2. The transcript is spliced from 4 exons. Lineage: Eukaryota; Fungi; Ascomycota; Sordariomycetes; Hypocreales; Bionectriaceae. Gene Ontology annotation, molecular function: DNA-directed RNA polymerase activity; DNA binding. The coding region runs from base 1 to 444 and encodes 147 amino acids. The record is from RefSeq and is a predicted model, not a curated record. Gene Ontology annotation, biological process: DNA-templated transcription. Gene Ontology annotation, cellular component: RNA polymerase I complex; RNA polymerase III complex; RNA polymerase II, core complex.
AUGUCCGACUUCGGUGACGAUGAUGUCGGUGCUGGCGGCGAUGAGCCCAUGUACGACGACGACGACGCAAACGAGUUCUACGAGCCAGAUGUCGAGCAGGAGGACGAGGACCGCCUGCAGAACGGAGACGACGACAACGUGGUCGUGUCGGGCGACCCUGCGGCCGCGGCCAACGCGCUCAAGGGUGCCGACAAGUCGCUCAAGGACAAGAAGAUACCCGACGCCGAGAGGAUGACGACUCCCUACAUGACAAAGUACGAGCGCGCGCGCAUCCUGGGGACGCGCGCCAUGAAUGCCCCCGUGCUGGUUGACCUCGAGGGCGAGACGGACCCGCUGCAGAUCGCUAUCAAGGAGCUACGGGAGAAGAAGAUUCCCCUCAUUGUGAGGCGGUACAUGCCUGACGGAUACUACGAGGACUGGACCUGCGAGGAACUGCUGCAAUAA